Peronospora matthiolae is the source of this 1554-nucleotide messenger RNA. NCBI's taxonomy places the organism in Eukaryota, Oomycota, Peronosporomycetes, Peronosporales, Peronosporaceae. The record is from the annotation of a GenBank genome assembly.
AUGGACGCCUCCUCCCUCCGCAUCUCCAAGUUCGAUGGAACUAACUUCCACGCCUGGAAGUUCAAGAUGCAGAUGGUGCUGGAGGAACGGGACCUAUGGGAGGUCGUCAGCGGUGAGAUCAAGGCGGAACAGUGCGAGACUCAGUUGGACCAAGCGACGUACAAGAGGAAGUCAAGAAAGGCGAUGGCAGUGAUCUGUCUAGCCAUGGAAGAUUCCCAGCUACCGUUGGUCCGGUCGGCAAGUGGUGCAUGCGACGCAUGGUCAAGGUUGGAAGACCACUUCGAGAAGAAGAGUCUUGCCAACAAGCUGUUCUUGCGCCGUCGCUUCUUCACGACAAUGAUGGAAGAAGGCGACGAUGUGCUCGAACACAUCAACAAGCUCAAGACGCUGGCGGAACAGCUAGAAGCGGUGGGGGCUCCAGUCUGCGAGGACGAUCUGGUGAUCACACUCCUCGGCAGCCUGAGUGACUCGUAUCAAUUCUUGAUCACAGCUUUGGAGUCGCGCUCAGACACUCUUAGCUGGGAGCUCGUGACGUCUCGACUGCUUCAUGAAGAAAUGAAGCGGAAGGAGCAAGGAAGUAAAGGUGAUGAAGCUUCGCAAGGUCAAGCGUUCAUCACAAGGGACAAUCAGCGCAAAGGGCGACCAGUGAAGAAGUCCUGGCCGUGCCACAAUUGCGGAAAGAUUGGUCACUGGAUGGCGGAGUGCCCCUCGCGCAUCCAAGAAAACACGGAGAGACACCGGCCACAGCGUGCUCAAGACAGCGGCGACCGCUAUCGAUCACAACGUGCAAACGUCGCUCAAGAAGAAGACUCGGGCGACUACCUCUUUUCGAUCGGUGAAACGACAUCUGCGAAAUCGAGCGACAUCUGGCUGGUCGACUCCGGGGCGACGCAGCACAUGACGUGCUCCAAGAAGUUCAUGCGGAACUACAAGGGGUUUGACGCUGUGGAUGUCCAUCUCGCGGAUGAUGGAAUCGUCCAAGCAAUCGGCAGUGGGGACAUUGUCAUGUCGAUGAAGACACCCCAAGGGAUGAAGAAAGGUGUGCUCACAAACGUGUGGCACAUCCCAAAGUUAUCCAGAAACCUGUUCUCGGUCGGCCGCUUCACCAAGGAUGUCGGCCCAGUGACGUUCACGAAGGAUGGGUGCUAUGGAGAAGCGAAAGGGACCAAGUGGAAAAUUGGUGCCCGUGAAGGUAAAGGACUGUUCAAGCUGCAAAUGACUCCAGUGGCGCCGGAACAAGCAAAUGCAGCCAAGUCGUCGGGAUGUCAAGGGGGCACCAAGUCGUACCUCUGGCACCUUCGGCUUGGCCACAUAGGUCACGAUGGACUCAAUUGCAUCGUGACGAAGAACAUUGGAAUUGGCAUCGACAUAUCUUCGGUGAAGAAGUGGGACGUGUGUGAAGGUUGUGCUCUGGGGAAAACAGACUCGAGUGCGCUUCCAAUCAAACACUACAGCUCGCACCUCCAAACUCCUCGAAGUGAUUCACAGCGACGUAUGCGGACCGAUGUCGAUGGCAACUUUCAGUGGAAAACGGUACUUCGUGACAUUCAUUGA